Messenger RNA from Uranotaenia lowii, 1464 nucleotides. RefSeq names its product E3 ubiquitin-protein ligase TM129. Gene Ontology annotation, biological process: protein ubiquitination. Lineage: Eukaryota; Metazoa; Arthropoda; Insecta; Diptera; Culicidae. The record is from RefSeq and is a predicted model, not a curated record. Gene Ontology annotation, molecular function: ubiquitin protein ligase activity. The coding region runs from base 184 to 1350 and encodes 388 amino acids. Gene Ontology annotation, cellular component: membrane; endoplasmic reticulum. The transcript is spliced from 2 exons.
GAGAAAAAGGCAAUCAGUUUUUGUCAUCUCGAAUUUGUUCUGUUUAUGGAUCGUCUCAGUUCGGGGCUGGGCUUUUUUUCGCUUUCGGCCUUUAAAGAGGAACACGUCUAUAUAUUUUCAGUGAUAAGGAUAAAAAUCGUGGCUAGCCCAUGACUUGAAAGCCAGCCGCAGAAGCAGACCAAAAUGUCCCAAGAAAGUGUGAUCGUGUUUACUAUUUUCUACGCGCUGCUGUGCUUCUGCAUCGUAUAUCCCUCGACGGAGUUCGUUUCGGCCGGAUUGACCGUGGAGCAUGUCUUCUCUUCGACAUUGGGUUCGGAAUCGAUCAACUUCGUGCGGCACCACAUCCGGCGAACCAGUCUGAAUUUGAUGGUUCACUCGAUGCUGCCAAUGAUGUACAUCCGGGUGUACUUUAUGCAGUUCAAUCAGGGCGAGGAAGGUGUCGAGCCACCUCCAACGGAAACGGAUCCCUACUGGGCGUUGGUGGGCCUGGCGUGGAAAGCUUUUAUUGGAGCUUCGAUUUUGCUACCAGCUUUGGUAGCCACCGCCAUCUACUACUGGUCCCGGAACGAGUGGCAAAACCAUCCGAUCUCCAAACGGUUGGGACUGUUUGUCGAUGGGGAUCGGUUGAAGACUUGGAAAGCUGUGGCCACCAACGUCAACGACGAGUACCGGAGGGACGAUAAGGUCAUCAUUAAGAUGAAUCCCGUCUCUAGAAUCGUGGUUACCGAGAGCUGGAUUAUCAAAACAGGACCCUAUUGGAUUAACGUGGCCCAUCAAGACGAUACGGCUAUGGUGGCAUAUAAGAGCGAUACCCAUGACGUGAGCCAGGAAGCAUUCGAAACCGUCCAGUACGUAAACAUAGCGGUGAAACCAACCCGGUCCGGUAUUCGUGAGUUCUCAAUUCGUAUUAAUGCGCUCGAUUUCAAGGAUCUGCAGGACCGCAUCAACCGACCAAUAGCCAUACUGUCCAGUGUUAAGUUUCACCAAUCGGUGCUAGAACGCUUUGUGGACGUUUUCAAGGACCAAGUGCGCCAAAAUCCUACCUAUCAGAAUGUGGAAGCGCUAGAAAAUCUGGACAGUUGCUUCGCAUGCAUGCUAGCUCAGCCGAACAUCAAAAUUCAAAAGAACUGCAUCGAUCUGGAUGAAGCCGGCGAACCCCUGCCGGAAGCUCGCUGCUGCCAAGUGUGCAACUGUAGGCCGAUGUGGUGUAUCGAUUGUGUAGCCAAGUGGUUCGCCUCCCGGCAGAAUCAAUCCGAGCGAGACUCCUGGCUGCAGCAAAAGUGUACAUGCCCCAUGUGCAGGGCAAGGUUCUGCGUUCUGGACGUUUCCUACAUCGAAACGCCUAGAUGAAUGCCCAGAGUAACGGACUCUCCACUUUUAGUUAGCCGGUAAGUGAACAAAUAUUUGGACUAUAGAUAUUUUAUUAGAUAUGUGUCCUUGAAUAGUGUGAUAUAAAAGCAUGAG